This is a messenger RNA of Leguminivora glycinivorella, 1317 nucleotides long. RefSeq lists its product as uncharacterized. The record is from RefSeq and is a predicted model, not a curated record. NCBI's taxonomy places the organism in Eukaryota, Metazoa, Arthropoda, Insecta, Lepidoptera, Tortricidae. The transcript has a single exon. The coding region runs from base 1 to 1317 and encodes 438 amino acids.
AUGUUGCACUUCGAUAACUCAAAGCCCGCAUUGAAUAGAAACGAGUCCAAGUCCUCAUCUAAAGAUGAUAGUGAAGCUAGCACAAGUUCAUCAGUUAAGGACAACAGUGCCUCUGUAUGCACUCAUUCGGCAUCGGGACAGAAUAAAUCACCCUUGACGGAGAUUCUCGCCACUGCUAAGGUACUCGCUAGUGGACAUAACGGCAAGGACAAGGUUUUGAGGUGUCUGCUGGAUCCAGGAUCUCAGAAACAUUACGUUACCUUGAAGUGUUGCAAGAGUUUGGGUCUUCAUGUACUCAGCAGCCCUGUAACUUCAAUAAAUGGAUUAGGUGGAACAGCAAUAACGCAACCCAUUCGAGGAACUGUCAACUUAACCUUUAGGUCAAGAUAUGAUCCUAAUCGUCAAUAUACUAUCGAAGCGCUUGUUUUAGACGAGAUCACGCCUGAUUUACCUACCUGUCAUAUUGAUCAAUCUACAACUGAUCUGUUUGAUAAUUUACAUCUUGCAGAUGACUCCUGGGCGAUUCCAGGUGAAAUUGACGUACUUCUUGGUGUCAAGUUAUUCACCAAAUUUUUAAUGUCAGAGAAGAUUGAAAACAAACCUGGUUUUCCUGACGCCUUGGAAACUACACUGGGGUACAUCAUAUUAGGCGAUGCUCCCGCAGUAAACACUUCCUACUCAGCAGCAGGAUAUUUUACUUCAGUUGAUGUGGGAAAUCUAAUGCAAAAAUUCUGGGAAAUUGAAGAUUUAGAUGGAGGAGUGAUUUAUAAUGCUGACGAGAAAAAGGCUGAAGAUAUAUUCAACAAUACAGUCAAGCGUUUAGAAGACGGACGUUACGAAGUAGCACUCCCAUUUAAAUUGGAACCAAGCAAUUUAGGCGAUUCUUACAAGACUGCUGAACGCCGGUUUUUAGCACUUGAAAGAAAAUUCCGCGCAGUACCAGAAUUAAAACCCGCUUACGAUGAAGUUAUUCGUGAACACAUUGAUAAAAAAUAUUUAUCUGAAGUUCCAAAUGAUAAGUCUAAUGCUGCUUAUCAUAUACCCCACCACGCAAUUGUCAAAAAUGACAGAACUACUACAAAGGUUCGAGUGGUGCUGGACGCUAGUGCACAGACCACUAGCGGUUUAUCAUUAAAUGACAUUCUUCACGCAGGACCAAGUCUUCAAGCUGACUUGUUUUGCAUUCUACUAAACCUAAGAUUGUUUGCUAUAGCUAUUACGUCUGAUGUACGUCAAAUGUAUCUGUGUAUUGACGUACGGGGGAGGAUCGUCCUUAUCAGCGUAUACUUUAUAGGUUUAAUCCUGAAGAAACUAUAA